AUGAAUUGUUUCUGUAAUCUUCAGGAUGAUGGACACCACACAACGAUCGUUGCUUCCAAGCAGCAACUGUUGAACGCUCAGCUUGUUGUCGGAGAAACUGCAAAAAUGAAUCCAGUUCUAUUCAAGGUACCCGUUGAACCGGGUAUUGCCAUGAUUGCACACAAGAAUAAUCGUCUACGCCUCGAAGUGCUGCGUGCAGCAUCCACUGCGUAUUCUUACAAUCCAGCUGAGACUGUAGAUGAGUAUCCCGGUGCCCUUGGACAACAGAUAUUGAUGAUUGGCGCAGUGCAGGCGCGGAACAAUGCUCGUGUGGUUUUCACAGGAUCGGUGGAAAUGUUUUCGGAUGCUUUCCUCUCAGCGGACGUCCAUAAAGUUGGAAGUUCUGAAGAGUGA
Cooperia oncophora is the source of this 393-nucleotide messenger RNA. Lineage: Eukaryota; Metazoa; Nematoda; Chromadorea; Rhabditida; Trichostrongylidae. The record is from the annotation of a GenBank genome assembly.